CGCUGAAACGCAGACAGACGCCUGUAAAUAAGAGGAAGGGUGAUGGAUGGUGUAUUAUUUUGAUGAAGCUCUUCAUAGAUAGUCAUGGCCAGUGCUUCACGCAGUGUCGUUGUGCAGCUCAGGCGAGCGGAGAGGCCCUGGAAGCCGCGUCAUCGCCGCGACGCUGAGGAUCUGGAGGAGGGGACGGACCCGGAGGAGCGGCAGACGCGGGAGAUUCUGACUUGCUUUCGGAUCGGGCUCAACAAACUCACGCCAUCGAGGGUCUCGAUGCUUCUGAGCCAGUUGGCACGGGUGCCAAUCUACUCCGAGCCCCAACUUAGGGGCAUGGUCGAGAUGGUGCUCGAGAGAGCCGUCGCAGAGCCAACGUUUAGUGAGGCCUAUGCCAACGUCUGCCACUGCCUUAGGGGGCUGACUGUGACCAUGGAACAUGAGCCUGGCCGCACAGUGAACUUCCGGAAACUUCUGCUAAACCGCUGCCAGGAAGAGUUUGAGAGGGGCUUGGAUGUUGAGAUCUGGGAAAAGAAGAAGAUUGCGUUGCAAAUCUACGCUUGCUUUGGGAUGGACCAGCAGAAGCACCUGAAGGAGGAGCUGGAGGAGACUCAGGAGCAGGCCCAAAAGCGGUCGGCGGCCAUCUUGAAGUUCGUCGGCGAGCUGUUUAAGCUGAAGAUGGUGGCGGAGGGCAUCAUCCACGAGUGCAUCACGAAGCUGCUGGAGAGGGGCACUGAGGAGAGCCUGAGCGGCCUCUGUGUGCUGCUGUCUGUCGCUGGCAAAGACCUGGACCAUGACGCCACCACGCCUUGUGUGGAUCUGUAUUUCAACCAGAUAGAGACGAUGAUAAAGGAACAGCAAACUUCCAACAGGAUCCGUUUUAUGCUGCAGGACAUGGUUGAUCUGAGACAGUCAAGCUGGACUCCUAGACACAGUGAUCCCGCUCCACUAACUACCGAUGGGACAGUACAGCAGCCUCUGCCGUCUAAGAAGAAGGGUCGUGGGAGGACCAAGAAAGGAGCCAAAGGAUCUGGAGCCAGCGUGUGUGCGCUUGACCAUCCUGUCCAGGCACCCCAUCAGGACUGCCACUCAGAGCACAUAUCGCCCAGUCUCCGACAGAUGCCUACGCCUGGAACUCUGGAUUUACUUACCCAUCUCUUGGUGUUGGAAGAAGAGGGCCUCAGUGGAGGAACAGGAGUGAAUUCCAGAGAAUCUGUGAAGAAAGAGUUGAUCCCCGGGCAGAACCAGUUCCUGUCUCCAGCAUCACCACCAGCACCACCACCAGCAGCAGCAUCAGCAGCAGCAGCAGAAGCAGCAGGAGUGUGGUGGGUGUCCCCCCUGGAGGACGACCUGUCCUGCCCCGUGUGCUGUGACAUCUACACGGACCCCGUGGUGCUGCCCUGCAGCCACAGUUUCUGCAGGCCGUGCCUGGAGCGGAGCUGGAGGGAGGACAGCGUCCGGCAGGAGUGUCUCAUCUGCAGGCAGAAGACCUCCGCCCACAACCCCACCCCCAACCGGGCCCUGAGGAACGUCUGCGAGGCCUACCUGAAGGAGAGGAGCGCCGGGACCGCGCCAACCGAAUCUGAGACGCAUUUAGCCCAGGUUCUAUGUCCAGUGCACGAGGAGAAGCUCCAGUUCUACUGUCAGGAUGAGGAGCAGCUGGUGUGUGUGGAGUGUGUGACUCAGGAACACAAGACGCACUCGGUCUGCUCCACCAAGAAAGCCGCACAUGAACGCAAGGAUGAGCUGAAAUCUCUAAUAAAAUCACUAGAGGAUGAUGUGAAGAAAAAUAAGACUUUACUUGAAGGAGUAACGGCACACAUCAAGGCCCAGGCAGUGCAGACGGAGGCGCAGAUAAAGGAGGAGUUUGAGAAGCUCCAUCAGUUCCUGAGGAGAGAGGAGGAGGCGCGCAUAGCAGCCCUGAGGCAGGAGGAGAGGGACAAGACUGCCCACCUGGAGGAGAAGAUGGAGGCCAUUGAGAGGGUGAUCUCGUCCCUCUCUGAGAGGAUGAAGCCCAUUGAGAAGUUGAUGGAGACGGACGAGGUCUCCUUCCUACAGACAUUUUCAGAAACAAAAGAAAGAACUCAUGAGGCCUUCCUGCAUCCUCAGCCAGGGUUUUGGCAGCUGCUGGACGUGUCCAAGUAUCUGGACCAGCUGAGCUACAGAGUCUGGGACAGAAUGGAGGAGAUGGUAGCACACAGUGCCGUCAUGGUGGGUUCUUCAGACACUUUGCAGUUCCACCCAGUGAUAUCUGUUCCCGAGCAGCUGGAAUGCUUCGCAGCUGGUCUGGAUGCUUCUGGAUUCUGGGAUGUAGGAGGGGUCUGGGGACAAGCCAGUGUGGACCACAGCAGUUUCUGAUGGCAGAAGGGUUCAGGUCCACUUACAGGCUAGAGAUGGAUGAUGAUUGGUGAUGAGAACAGAACGACAGCACUUUUGAUUGGAUGCUUUUUUUUCAGUCCAAGAACAUAGAUAGAUAGAUAGAUAGAUAGAUAGAUAGAUAGAUACUUUAUUGAUCCCCAAGGGGAAAUUCAAGAUGUUCAAGAAAUUAAUGGUCCCUGCAUUGCACAACUCUGAUAUGGUGUAUGGCUUUAAGAUGUAAGAUAGGAAAGAAUAUUGAUUUUGUAAUCAGUGCUGAAUUGCAAAUGAUAAAUAUUUAAAUCAU
This is a messenger RNA of Sardina pilchardus (European sardine), 2650 nucleotides long. RefSeq lists its product as uncharacterized. Gene Ontology annotation, molecular function: mRNA binding; translation initiation factor activity; protein binding. The record is from RefSeq and is a predicted model, not a curated record. The transcript has 15 exons. The coding region runs from base 85 to 2346 and encodes 753 amino acids. Gene Ontology annotation, cellular component: eukaryotic translation initiation factor 4F complex. Lineage: Eukaryota; Metazoa; Chordata; Actinopteri; Clupeiformes; Clupeidae.